AAAAAGGCGGGACGUCGAAUGCAUUUCGUUGCAAUCACCUGUACUAGUAAUGGAUCUCAUUGUCUGUUAACACCGAGUAGGGGACUUCAACGCUCGGUUAAACCGGCAACUCUCUAUUUGAAACAGUUUGGUGAAAGAACUAGGAAAUCGACACGAUAUUAGUAAAUUUGUCGCGGACGUUCAAGUAUCGAGUGAUUUUAAAAUAAACGUUACAAAUAUGGCUAUUCCUUUUUUAAUGAUUUUGAUAAUAACAAUAUCAUCGGCAGCAACUUUACCUGCAAACAACGAUCAACUAGAUAAGGCCACAAUUAACGACGUGAUAGUAAACACCGUUUCGGAAGAGAAGAAAAUCCAACAAAGCCAGCCAGUUUUAGCAGAAGAGGCGCCGGUGUCCACGAUUCAAAUAACAGGAAUCACUACAGGAGCCAGCUCGCCCCAGCCUGCUCCCCCAGUGGAGAAUCCCCCUUCGAACCCGCCCAGGCCGAGCUCCAUGUUCGCCAGAUUUAUCGACGAUAUAUUUCAAAUUCCAAUAACAGUUCUUCAAAACGUAGCAAGGCUGAUAACGAAUCCAUUCCAAAGAAAAUCACCAGAAAUAGUAGCUACAGUUUCAUAAUAAGUACUAAUGAUAUAAAACUAAAUAAUAGAAAUAGUAGACAUGUUUUUGUAACAAACCUCUGUUGAAUUUAGUGUACGAAUUAAUAGUAAUAUAACAGUAAAUCUUCAAUUGUUGUAUUGUUGCUAAAAGC
Phyllotreta striolata is the source of this 746-nucleotide messenger RNA. The record is from the annotation of a GenBank genome assembly. NCBI's taxonomy places the organism in Eukaryota, Metazoa, Arthropoda, Insecta, Coleoptera, Chrysomelidae.